Molecule: messenger RNA, 1137 nt
Organism: Eremothecium gossypii ATCC 10895
Lineage: Eukaryota; Fungi; Ascomycota; Saccharomycetes; Saccharomycetales; Saccharomycetaceae
Gene: STD1
Product: Std1p
Exons: 1
Coding region: 1-1137 (378 amino acids)
Source: RefSeq, marked provisional
AUGUUUGUGUCUGCGGCUCCGCCGACCAGCACGAAGCCGCUGCUGCCUGGGCUCUGGCGGCGGCGUUCGGGCGAGCUAGGCACGAUCAGCGAGGAGGGAGAGGGCGCGAGUGUUGCGGGGGCACAGAAGGAGUUUGUGCACGCGCCCGCGGAGUACGCGGACCGCGCGCGCGACGAGAUCCGCAAGCGCCUGUUGCAGGGGCGCGCCAGCUGCAGCAGGCGGUCGCUGGACCAGCGCUCCCUGGCGUCAAGCGCGGCGUCUGUGCAGACCUCGCUGUUUUCACACCGCAGCGAGCUAACCGAGGCGUCGUCACUGGAGGUGCAGACGGUCCUUGACGUACAGACGGUGGUGACACUGGAGCAAGCACUCCCAAAGAUGUUCUACGACAUGUAUGCGCCGGAGAUACUGAUGCGGCCGAAAGACUUGCUCCCGAACGGGCGGCCGAAGUUCACGAAGCGGGAGCUGCUGGACUGGGAUCUCAACGAUCUGCGCUCCCUGCUGAUAGUGGAGCGCUUGCGUGAGGAGUGGGGUGGCCAGUUACCUGAUAUUAUCUUCGAGAAGCAGCAGGGGGCGGAAAUGAUGCCGCAUUUCCGGUUUCAGCUGCUGAGGUUGGACUCGCCGGACGAGACCAUCAUCAAAACACUGGUUACAUCUGACAUAUACCUGGAGGCGAACCUGGACCCAGAUUUCAAGCUUGCCAGUGCCCAAUACACCGUCUCGACUGCGCGGAAGCGCCAUGCCCAGAUGAUAGGGGUGGACGAGCCGGUGAUGCGCCUGUCGAAGCCGGAAUGGCGGAAUAUUAUCGAGAACUAUCUUUUGAACCUGGCUGUCGAGGCUCAAUGCCGCUUUGACUUUCGUAACGCCUGCAUAGAGUACAAAAGGCGUAAACAGGAGCAAAGCAAGGCGGUGAUGCCGCCUCCGACGCUAAUUCCGCAGAAGUACAGCGGUUCGACCUCCCUGCUCAAGCGAGCGCUCAUUAGGGGGACUUACCAGCAACAGCGCCAGCGCCAACAAGAACAGAUAAAGAGGCCGCUAAAGGUCAGCUUAACAAAGGAAGAAAAGUCACAAAUAUGGUUGCAGUGCCAGGUUGCUGUAUACCAACGGCUGGGCCUAGACUGGACACCUGACAGAAUAUGA